CACCGAUCCCUGAUCAGGAAGCAAAAUUGCUGGGUGUCAGCCACGCGAGGUCUCCACCACCACCACCAUCGCUUCGGUCGUUGGACCGCUGCCAUCCUGCGCCAGCGCUCGGGAAGCAUCAAUUAGAACAGAGUUCCACACCACUAGAACGAUGGCCUCCCCGCUCCAAUUUCGCAUGCCUUGGCGAUCUUGCGUCUUGGUGCAAGUUAGUGAUCUUGAGUCUUGGCCUCUUGAUCAACUGUCAACACCUCAACACCUUCUUCACCUCUCGCCUCUCGUCCGAGGGGCCCGUGGUAUCGGUGUGACCCCUUUCUUUUUAGUCGUGGAUGCAUGCAGAAGAGAGGAAAAUUAUGAAACAUGCAGCCGGCCCAAUCUCUUUGUGCUGCCGGAGUGGGAGCUCGGAUUGCUGGGCUGCAGGUACGGAGAACCACACCACUUCACUGGCCACUGUUGCUUGACCGCAGACCUCGAUGUCCCGUCCUCCUCGUGCACUCAGCCGACCAGAAUGCUGCUUUUGGACUCCUGUGUCACUCACUCCCCCUACCGGUGGCUACAACUAUUGCGAUCCUUGGGGCAAGGGAUUGCUUUUCUCUCCUCGUCAAUGGAAUUGGAAGAUUCCUUCCUUAUCAGCGGGAAGCCGUCGACGUUCGGUGCAAGCAAGAUGCACUCUUGCCGCGUCCCGAGGGCUUCGACUACUUGAUCCAAGAGUUGAGACAUAUUGGCAGGAGGUUCCCCGUUGCCCCAACUUACCCGUGCAUCAUGGAAUGUCUCUGGACUCUUUGUUCUGGCAAGGGCAGGCAGCUCAGCCAGUAUUGGCACGUUUCUUGGCUUAUGACAAUCAACGAUCUCCGUUCGUGGGUUUUGUGGAGCACACGGAGGCUAGUCCUACUAUGAAG
Messenger RNA from Hyaloscypha bicolor E, 896 nucleotides. RefSeq lists its product as uncharacterized. The record is from RefSeq and is a predicted model, not a curated record. Lineage: Eukaryota; Fungi; Ascomycota; Leotiomycetes; Helotiales; Hyaloscyphaceae. The transcript has a single exon. The coding region runs from base 358 to 894 and encodes 178 amino acids.